Hippoglossus stenolepis (Pacific halibut) is the source of this 5146-nucleotide messenger RNA. It is a transcript of the gene sack1b, whose product is annotated as family with sequence similarity 83 member B. Gene Ontology annotation, biological process: epidermal growth factor receptor signaling pathway. NCBI's taxonomy places the organism in Eukaryota, Metazoa, Chordata, Actinopteri, Pleuronectiformes, Pleuronectidae. The transcript has 5 exons. The coding region runs from base 165 to 2843 and encodes 892 amino acids. The record is from RefSeq and is a predicted model, not a curated record. Gene Ontology annotation, cellular component: membrane; cytoplasm.
GACACCUCCUUGUCUUAGUCUCUUCCAGCUGGAACACAAAAGCUUCUCUGAAUACUGAGCACUGGGUGAACAUACAUAAAGUCUACGAGGGAUAUUCGGAGGAAAAAACAAGAGGAUUUUCACAAAGUUCAGAAUCUACAUGUUUGCUGAAACAGUCUGGAGCAAUGGAGUCUCCAGAAUUUUCCACGCUGUCAUCCUCGAGGGGAGAGUUUAAAUCAGAGGAUUAUAUCCAGCCCCACUACAAAGAGACAUAUCGCCUGGCGAUUGAUCGCCUGGUGAGUGACGGCAGAGACAGUUACCAGGAGUUUCUCAAGAUAGAGCGUAUCGGGAGCUUCCUGUCGGAGGAUGAGCUCCUUUUUAUCACGUCAAAUGCAGAACAGCUCCCACCUCAAAAACACACAGAGGAAAAAGAUGAGCCACCGGACAGCCAAUCAUCAUCAGGGACCUACUGGCCACUCCACUCCGAUGUGGACACGCCGGAUUUGGAUUUAGGGUGGCCGGAGGUCAUUCAUGAAAAACUACAGACAAAUAUUGAUCUGCUCUUUCAUCCACCAAGACAAAACAACCCCAGUAUCAAAGACAUGAUCCGUAAGCAUAUUCAGGAUGCAAGACAGGUCGUUGCCAUUGUGAUGGACGUGUUCACUGAUGUCGACAUAUUCAAAGAGAUUGUUGAAGCCAAUGUGCGAGGAGUUGCAGUUUACGUGCUUUUGGAUGAUUCGCAUUUGAAAUGUUUCCUCACAAUGGCAGAAAAUCACGAUGUUAAAAUUCAACAACUCAGAAACAUGAGGGUGCGCACUGUGAAAGGUCAGGAUUACCUCUGUCGAUCAGGAGCAAAAUUUCAUGGCGCAAUGGAGCAGAAGUUUCUUUUAGUCGACUGCCACACAGUGAUUUAUGGCUCAUACAGCUUCACUUGGUCAUUUGAGAAGAUUAAUCUGAGCAUGGUACAGGUCAUCACAGGCCAUCUGGUGCAGAUGUACGAUGAGGAGUUCCGAACCCUCUAUGCCCGGUCGACUGUGCCAGCUAAACUGGGCCUUCCGGAGUGCUCCAUCCAACACAACGGGCCUAAUGGACAACAGAUUUUACCAGCAUCUCAUUCUGCCCAGAAAAUUGAGCGGAGGGAUGUGCUAAGGCACACACUGGACACUGUCUAUCGGAAGACCUGUGAGAGGAAACUGGGCCUGAGAGACUAUGAGGAGAGGCUCUUAGAAGAGGAACCAAAGAACCAUGGGCCUACAGAGGCGAUGAACCACUUGAAAAGGCACAGCUAUGCAGGGGAGAGACAAGAUGUAUAUACGCCACAGAACAUCCAGCCCAGGGCAAGCCACUGGAAUAUCUCCAGAGAAACAGGAAACAGAAUAAACUAUCCCACGGACAAUUAUGUGCCACAGAUAUACAGAGGUCAAAACAUUUAUAACGACAGUGACAAACACAUUCUGUCCAUGCAGCAGAAUACGCCAACACUGGAGAAUACAUCAAAGUCAUUCAUGCGCACAUUGCGGAUCGAAUCUUACCUCAACAACCCUGACGUCCCAUUUGGAGACUCUUCUGACUAUUUAGACCAGUUUGAACCAAUGGACAGAGCUGGUUCUUUGAUGCAGGGACGAACUAGGUCUUCCUUUGUUUUAAGGCCAACUAUACCAGAGCACAUGGAGCCAAAUAGAGCAGCACCACACACUUCUCUGCACUACACAUCGAUGCAGUGGAAUCCAACAGCAGCUUGUGAGAAUAGAAUAAAUAAUGACGAAUUCAUAAUGAAGAGUCAAAGUUCACAGAUUUUGGAUGACAAUCGCAAUAAUGCAAGCUAUGGUCCAGGAAGGAACCCUUACCAAUCUCCUUAUGCCAGUUUAGGCCGAGCUAAAGGUGGACAUAUGAUGACAAACCCUGACAUCCUGACAGACAGUUGGCAAAAAAGGCAUAGCCUGGCAGAUCCGAGAUCAAACACAGAGUACGGACAUGAAUCAUCAGGUCACAUGUACGGAGCUUUUGCAAGGAUGCCCAUUAAUAGGAGCACAGCAGGGAUCAACGCUCAGAAUGGUGCAUAUGUGUCAAAUCUGAAUGACGAUCAAAGAUCUGUCUCUCAUUAUGAUGUCAAGAAUAUCAAAGGUACAAAGAGCCCCGGUACCCCCAACUGGCUGGACUCACCAUGUAGGACUGUGUCUGCAGCAGCACUGGAUGUGAAAAGCAGGGAUUUGAUGGCUAAACCAAACAGCAAGGGCUCUCAACCUUUACCCCAGAAGGGCUCCAGGAACAUUCAAUCCAUGCUGAACAUACCAGAGAAAAAAGAGGGUUCAGUCAGGAACAUUGAAACGUUGAGUAUCACCUCAGGUGCAAGUACAGACACUUUAACAGCUGAGGAUGAGGUGAAACAAUCAGAUGGAUUUGGAAGACUCCACAGAAACAAAUCUAGCCCAGUCAGGUCCUCCUCAGAGCACCAAAGGAAGUGGUCAAAGGACGGACAUCCAAACUUUACGAAACCGCAGCUGACGACUGAGGAGCACAAACAUUCCCCGCAGGUCUCUCGCCCCGAUACAACCAGACAGCAGAAAUCCACCCCUCUGGACAAAAGUGUGAGGCCCAGCCUUGACACAGGCAGCUGGACAAAAAGCAGAGGAGCAGAAAGUCGCCUGUAUAGCAGGUAUGAGCCGUUCUCCUCAUUGGAAAAGAAACACUCUCUGCACUCUCCACACGGCUUUGGAAACACACGUUCCCAGGAGAAAAACAAAAGCCCUCCUAAAGCUGAGGCAGAGGCCGACCUCAGCCGGGCUACACGAGGACUCCAUGAAAAUAAGCUGGAGAAAUUUUUUCAUAGAGUGGGGAAUCUCAUACACAAGAACAAAUACUGACUGCUGCAUUUACAGAACACAUGAUCUGCAUGGGUCUCGUCAAUAAUGACUAACGGGCACACGGGUAAUAUUAAUAUUUGAAUCAAUGACUGGAUAUAAAGAUGGACGACAUGACAGCUCCCUAACAAUGAAGCCAAAUCUUUUUGAUCGUCCUCUGGUGGCUGGCUGCAUUGUAGGUCAUAAACCCGUCUACUCCAUGUUAGGAGAGAUGAACCAAACUAAAAAGUCUAUGUACACAAUAAGUACAUUUUUCUCAAAGUCGUUUUCUCUCAUUUAAGUCACUCUCAUUACACAAGUUUGUUUUUAAUUCGUUAUUAGAUAAAAACAUGAUAAAACUUCAUGAUUGACAACUAAGACUGACCUGUGAUUGGUUGAGCUUGUGUAUCAGCAGGACCUUGACACUUUGGCUCCAUACAACGAUAACUACUGCACAAACUCUGGCUCCAAAUUAUGUCAAAAGCGCAUGAUCUGGGAUAUUUUAGUUUCAUUUUUGCACAACAGGAGGAAGCGAAGAUGCAUCGUCCAUCGUUAUUUAUAGUCUAUGAUUUGUAUCAAUGGCCUUUAUUUCUGUGUUUACUUUGCAAAGCACUGUUUACACGUCGUUGUCUGCUUCUUUAACUCUCAUGCUGUUUUGAGUUAGCUUUUCACUAGCUUCAAUCAAGGUAAUGAAUUCUAAUGCUGUCAAAAGAUGUUUUGGAUGCUCUGAAUAAUAGCUGUGUGAAAAUAUCCGAGGUCUGUACAAUUUGUUACUGAAAUGUAAAUGUGUACGCAUACCGAUGUGCUGAUGUGUUUCAUCAGAGGAUUCUGACCUCGUCUUUUAGGUAUGUUAAGGUAAAGCUGUUGCAUAUACCUUCAACACAAAAUCUAACCAGUGCUCCUUAUGAUGGAAAACAUAUCUGUACAUAGUCACAUCCUUGAUAUUUAUGUGCCUGACAGAGGUUUUAUGAAUGCUAUGGGGGUUGCAAUAAAAAAAUGUAAUGUAAUCCAAUGACUGAAGCUUUCCUCUUCAAGAGAAAUCUUCCAUCAAAGGUUUUGUUUUAUGUAAUGAAAAUUGUGUGUCAGAGAAAGGCAAGCUUUGACUGUUAUCUUAAUAAAAGAUACAGGAAAUUAGAGAUGACCUUGAGCAUCUGGGGGGUAGCUUCAAAAGUUAUUACAGCUAAUGUUACAUCCUAUAGAAAACAUAAAAGACCAAAUAAUUCAAACAUUCAAAUUGGUUUGCAUUAAUAAUAGAAUAUGUUCUUGGACUUUAACAAAAACACAUUAUGUGCACAUGAGCAUCACCCACAGCUCAACAUAGGCUAGAAAUAAUCCAAACAAUUCCCCUCAUUAAAAACUGAAACAAUUACAUUUUUGUUUUGGAAUGAGACACCACAGUCUUGUUAGUUUGAGAUGAGAGAGACCUGCGGUGAAGGAGAGUAGAACGUGGUGCGCCCCCAACAGGCUGAACACUUAAUGUACUUAAUAUAAAGCACGCAAUAGCUCAUCUGGUUGAGCGGGUGCCUCAUGCACAGGGGCGUGAGUUCUCCUGCGGCCACGGUAGAUUGUGUUCCAACACGGCUGAUAUGUGAUGCUGAUGAAAUGUUGAUGAAAAUUAUGGGUGACGGCAGGAUGUCCGGGAAUCAUGAAGAUUACAUGCUUUCCAGUAGAGUUCAGCAGAAAAAGUUACAAAUUACAAAAAAGUAUCAAAUCAAUUCGCCACUGUCUCACUGUUCCGCUUUUUGUGGUGAUUACACCAAAGUUAAGAAGAAGAAAAUGACCUGUUAUCAGGAGUAACAGCUCCCUUGAGCAACGUUUUGACUCAACAAAGAUCGUCUUGGCAACUGAUUGUUAUAAAACAACGGUGAGAGGAAGCUGAAAUAGACCAAAUCAUGAUCACAGGCAAAACACACACUCCAGCUUAGAGCUCAUAAUAAACUGUCAAAAACACACAAGCAAAAACAUUGUCAUGCUUAUGAGAAACAUUUAAUCUUUAAGUUUUAAAACUUUAGUGUAAAAGUUUACUUUUAAGGGUCUAUGGUGUUAAAACAAAUGUUCAAAAGCAGUGACCGAUCUUUUGCAGUCACGGCUCCUCAGCUCGGAAACACUCUGCCGGAGGAUCUGAGGCUUGCUAGAUGUAUCUAGUCACAGUUGGUGGGAAUCUGCCACUUAUAUGAAAAUUGCAGUCAUUACAUUGCAUUAGUUUCCUUGCAAUUAUUAUUUUCUAAUUAGCACAGAUAUGUGAUUAAAGACAGCAUCUACGGAAGCAAACCUCUUGAUUUUUAUAGAAUAUUGUGUAUGAAGAAAAAAAAUUAAGAUAUUAUUAU